Metarhizium album ARSEF 1941 is the source of this 864-nucleotide messenger RNA. Its product is annotated as endo-1,3(4)-beta-glucanase. The record is from RefSeq and is a predicted model, not a curated record. NCBI's taxonomy places the organism in Eukaryota, Fungi, Ascomycota, Sordariomycetes, Hypocreales, Clavicipitaceae. Bases 1 to 864 code for a protein of 287 amino acids. The transcript is spliced from 2 exons. Gene Ontology annotation, molecular function: hydrolase activity, hydrolyzing O-glycosyl compounds. Gene Ontology annotation, biological process: carbohydrate metabolic process.
AUGGUUAGUCGUCGAGCUCUCUUGAGCCUCCUGGCCCUUGCCACGUCCACCGAGGCCUGGGGAGCCCCUGGAUACGGCGGGUUCACUCUCCGAUGGCAAGACUCGUUCGCCGGAGGUGGCGGAAGCAGUCCCAACCCGGGCAACUGGAACCUCAUCGACGGCUACAUGAACGUCAACAACGAGCUCCAGCGCUACUCGUCGAGCACACGCACCGUCCAGCUCAGCGGCGGCAACACGGUCCAGCUUGUCCCCUGGCGAGACGGAUCAACGCGGAUGGGGUGGUCGUCGGGCCGCAUGGAGAGCAAAUACGUCUUCACGCCGGACGCAGGCAGAGUCACCCGGGUCGAGGCGACCCUUCGGUUCGGCAACGCCGCCCAGGGCGCAAAGCAGGGCAUCUGGCCGGCCUUCUGGCUGCUCGGCGACUCUAUCCGCCACGGGGUACAGUGGCCUACCGGCGGAGAGCUCGACAUCAUGGAGCGAGUAAACGGCCUCUUCACCGGCUACGGCACCGUCCACUGCGGCUACUCGGCGAACGGGGGUUCGUGCAACGAGCCCACGGGCAUCGGCGGCGCCGUUGCCCUUCCCGACGACGGAUGGCACGUCUGGCGCCUGGAGUUUGAUCGUCGCAGCUCUGACUGGGCGCAGCAGACCAUCACCUGGUUCCUCGAUGGCCGGCAGUUCCACCAGAUCAGCGGCUCUCGAAUCGGCGACUACAACCUAUGGGUCGCCCUGUGCCAGAAACCGCAGUACUUUCUUCUGAAUGUUGCUGUCGGCGGCAACUGGCCCGGUCCUCCCAACGGCAACACCCAGGACGGAUAUGGCAGCAUGUUGGAGGUCGCAUACGUCGCUCACUACAGCACCUAG